Molecule: messenger RNA, 3952 nt
Organism: Asterias rubens (European starfish)
Lineage: Eukaryota; Metazoa; Echinodermata; Asteroidea; Forcipulatida; Asteriidae
Product: serine/arginine repetitive matrix protein 5-like
Exons: 8
Coding region: 747-3311 (854 amino acids)
Source: RefSeq, a predicted model, not a curated record
UGAAACUGAAAGUGGUAGAUUCAAAUGUUAUGCUCCACAAAACCUUCUCAAAGUACAUUUUGUUUGACGUGUAAGCUCCUAGGAAGUUCCUUGCAAUGAAGGAUUUACAGAUGUAGUAAAAGCUGAUGUUGUAAGAAUUAGUGAAUGAGGAAACAGCUGCCCAUUAUGGUAUUUUCUACUCAAACUUUCAAACUUGAACCACGGGUACAGUCGGUGAUGUUUCAACGGCCGUUUUCGACUGAUGAUAGUGCAGUGAUGGUGAUCCCGCUGAUUGCUGUUGUAAACCAACGUUUCUGAUCCUUGUGACCCGACAAGUUGGAUCCUUGUUUAUCCUAAAUCGUCAUCGAUUGUGUAGAUGAAAUCAACAAUCACAAAGAGUCUGUUCCUGACAAUGAGGAUGUUUGCUGAUGUUCUGGAUGGCGAUUUAUACGAACAGCAAUGUGAUGGCUCCAUCUUCAAAGGGACUGAUCAGGAUGCAAGACAGAGAGAGGUCCACAUUUCACUCCAGAUGAACAUGGAUGGGGGUCUGUCUUUCUUUCGGUCCUCAACGUACAUGCAGUCUGGCCAGUGUAUCUUACCAGUAACGAAUCGGCGUCGACAUUAAGAACCCAAAUUACAGAGUCCAAUGCAGAGUCAUGGCAGCUGCUGCAGAUAUAAAAGCUCAUCCCUCCUACGAACCAAAGGCUAGUCUACGUGCCAGCAUGCAAGUUUGAACCCACAGGUCAUAGGUCAAACGAGAGGUCACCAUGGCAAUGAAGAGGUUCGUCUGCACAGACAGCCUUCUGAUGCUGCCCAUCUCAGGGGCGUUUGUUUGUUUGUUGGGCGUGGUCUUACUGAUCUUGUACAUUGUGGCCAGAGGGCUGACUGCAUCACUGUACCACAUUGAGGGCAGUGUGCCCACAUAUGUAGCUGCUACCUUGCUUAUUUUAACAGGAACGCUAAUGGCUGUUUUGCUCAAAAAACGACCAAACCUUCUGAUCUACUUAGCCAUUGCAGUCAACUGUCUGACGUUCUGUGUGUGUGCUCUACAAGCCGUCUCAGUGGGUAUAGUAUCAAUCCCAUUUCUAGGUAGUUUCAGCGCAUGUGUGUACCACACCUCUCUGUCUGAAUGCCAGUGUUAUAUCCUAUCGGCUAAAGAGAACAACAGCACAGGAAUCAUCGUGCCUGGAGCUGACAGUGAGAAGGUUACCUUCCAGGAUGUGCGUAGCUGUGGCGUCAUAGAGCACAACAUGAUCGACUUUCUCUACAUCUUAUGUAUCAUCUAUGGCUUUGCUGGUAUUGCUACCUUAGUGACAGACACUCUGCUGUUCAUGUUGGUGUGUUCUCAAAGAAGGGCUACCAAGGAAGCGCAUGGGUUACCAUCAGUGGGAUUUAUCGGUCAAAGAAGGACACCCUCAAAUAAUCAAGGGGAAGUGCGCAGCAGUAACAGAGAAAAUGGCCAACGAUCAAACCCAGAUCCAUCUCAUUCAACAUCAGCCACCACGACGGGGGUUUGUAAUGAAGCCCCGAAUCGUAGGGCAACAAUAGGUCACCACGAUGCCAGGAACCAGCGUCCACGUGUAGUUCAGAGAUCAUCAAGCACCAGCGCAACACAUGGGAGGCAACCAGCAAGACAUACCUCUGCCAAUGCUAGCGGUGAUGGACAUGCGAAUAAUGCGCCGACAGGGAGGGGCGCCUCUGCACCCUCACACGUGACCCCGAGACAAGGUAGACCCCCUGCGCUUAUUCGAGGAGGUUAUCUUCAGAGUCAUGUGAAUGGGCCGUCGAUACCCGUCUAUAUUGUCCCUGGUAGUAGUAAUGAGGCUUACAUUGCUUUGACUGAUCUCCCAUCACUCCAUUUAUCAUCACUGGACACAGUGCCUUCGUACGUUUCAGAAAUCAGCGACUUGUAUCCUAAUGAUCAACCUCCACCUUACAGUCCUACUCCUGAUGAGCGCCACCCCUCCUCAUUCUCAGUCAUCAUGGAAUCACCACCGACCACCCCUAUAAAUGAAAAUAGAAGAGCCCAGUCUCACACACAUGCCUCACACCAUGAUGAUUCCAUUCAACAAUCUAGUGUAGAGCAGGCAGGUCGUGACAAUGUGAACACAGAUACAGGAGGGGCGGUUGCUACAACCGAAUCUGUUGGUGCUUUAGAGAAUGCAUCAACACAAAACAACAGUUUACUGUCAGACCACACAGAAGUGGUUGAAACUGAUACGGUUCCUGAAGUGCAGGCUCAGGCUGCUCAGCUUAAUACAAUCCCUGCUAAUGCUCCUCGACAAUCACCAAAUGAACAUACAACAAGGGUUGAAACAAUCCAAGAAGAAUCUUCGCUCACUGAGCAAUCCCACCAGAGCAACUCACUGGAAAGGAGUGGACUCUCAAAUGGGGAUACCUCAUCCCCAAUAGUUACUGAAGUACCAGUAGUUCAACAAGUGCUUCCAACUGUCCCAUCUGGUCAAAGCUCAGGGAGCCAACCUCAAGAGUCUCAACAUUCAUCAGUACGAGAGAGGCAAGGUCCUAGCGAGGCUGAGUCAAGAAGUCAUAAUGCAGCCCAAAAUCUUGCUCAAGGUGCUAGGCCAAAGCAUAGACAACCUAAACAUCGUUCAGGAGAGGAAGCUCAUGCCGCUCAUACGAGAAGCUCCUCUCCACCUAGAAGGUCAUCACCAAGCCGUAGGUCAACUUCUCCGAACAGGAGGCAAAAUGUGGCUCCUGUCACCGAAAGAGAAAAUCUUUCAAGACAUCCUGUUCGAGAGAAUCCUUCUACGAGCAGGGACACUGCAAGGGCAAGAUCAAAUUCAAGAGGUAGACAACGACAUCUCCCAGACAUUCUUCCUAGAAUAGACCACCUCCAAGAUACCGAGAUCAAGAACUCGCCAAACUCUGCUCGCCAGCCGCCAGUAGAGAGUUCAUCCACCAGAGCGAGACCACAUCAGAAGAAACACAAGCAGCAGUCCUCAGACAAGAAGAGGGAACCCAGUCCCCAACGGUCUUCACGGCAAGAUGCAAACUCGCAGAGGCCACCGAAGAAUCCUCUAAACCCCUUGUCACAAACCACCCCUAAAACAAAAUCUAAAGAAAGACAAUCCAAGCACAAGGAUCCGGCCAGGAAAGACCGCAAGCACCAAGGCGAGUUGAGCUCAAGAAAGUCUGGUAAACCCACUAUUGUAAUGAACAUCCCACCUAAUCCCAAUAGCUCAAGCACUGAGAGCUUAGCCAACAUCUUGACGUUGGUGGAAUCGGUGCAUUCAUCAGUCAAGAUGAAACCCAAGAAAGAGAGGAAGAGUCACAGGGAAAUAAAGGCCAACUUGAUUGACAGCAGGGUGUGACCAUCUCUUGCCAAUUAUGGAUGUCAAGAUGAAACUUGGCGAACAUAUAUACAGAGUAUUCAGAUAAAAAUUGCAUAGUCGGGAUUUUACUUUUAUUAUGGUGUAGCGACUUUGGCUAUUGCUACAUGAAUGGCCUAAAGGCAGCAGCGACAAAAUUGAUGAUUAAACAUGUCAGCAACCUGCACAAAUCCAUUGCUGAAGCUAUCCUAGGACGCAUUCCAACCAGAACGUGUCAUGGCUGAGCGGUCAAACGUACUGGACUCAAGCUCUGGGCCCAAUAUCAUGAAGCCUGUUUAUGUUGGCACAAAAACUUGCUAAGCAAAAACAAAUCUUGCUUAAAUCUUCCUUAGAUAACAAGCCGUAAUACGCUACAGUUACCAUUGCUGUGACUGGUGCCCCCACUCAUUUCUUGCUUUUUAGCGAAGAAAUUUGCUCAGCAGCAUUUUCUGCUUUAAAAACAGCUUUAUGAAGGUUGGUUGGAGUUAUGGGUGUGCAACUGGGGUGGAUUUCACAAAGAGUUAAAACUAGUCUUAUCUCGAGUUUAGGCCAGUAAAGUUAUGACCGGACUAGUACAGUGGUCGAGUGUUUGAGUUUUUAAAUUUUGCAUUUCAGGGUGGAUAUGUGCGCAUUACAAGUCUUAU